AUGACGAAGGGGUCUGAAUUUCUCCCUCCCUACUCCCCUCCCUCCUCUCCAGGCCCCCAAAACGCCGUCCCUCACCAAUCUCGUACUCCCGGACCUGACAUUCAACCAUGUCUAUCAAGUCCACCACCACCAGCAGCUAUGGGCAAACCCACCUUCAAGGGCUCCGGCCCAUGUCCUCCUCCACCAGCGCUUCCUGGGCAAGCAUUCUUCCCUCCAGGCCAAGGCCCUGGGCCCGGGCCGGCGUACCCAAUGCCAGGACCAAUGCCGAUGUGUCCCUAUCCGUAUUUCUAUCAGCCGCUGCCGAUAGGAUACAUGCCGCCGCCACCGGUGCAGGAGGAGAAGAAGGAGAGUGAUUGCUGGAAGUGGGCGCUCAUGUUGAUCUGUCUUCCGAUUGCGUGUUUCUCUGCGUAAUCGGGCAGUUGGAAAAGGCUGAUGCCGCACAAAAAGCCACACGAGACCCAGAAGUUCCAGAAGCUCAGGAGGAAAGCUGUCUGUCCGGUGUAUCGCUAG
Thermochaetoides thermophila DSM 1495 is the source of this 510-nucleotide messenger RNA. The record is from the annotation of a RefSeq genome assembly. NCBI's taxonomy places the organism in Eukaryota, Fungi, Ascomycota, Sordariomycetes, Sordariales, Chaetomiaceae.